AUGGUAGCUGCUAUGAAGGCAUUAGACUCCCUAAACAAAACUGAUAUUAAUGAAUUAAGAGUAUUCAAUAAACCACCUCAUCUCGUAAGAUUUGUUAUGGAAGCUGUGUGUGUAUUGUUGAAUUCAAAAACCGAUUGGGCUACUGCGAAAGUAAUUUUGGGAGAUACUAAUUUUCUGAAAAAGCUGAGGGAUUAUGACAAAAAUAACAUCUCAGAUGCAACGUUAAAGAAACUGGCUUCGUAUGUUAACCAUCCAGACUUUGUACCAGAAACUGUAGCUACCCAAUCAAAGGUUUGCAAAUCGAUUUGUAUGUGGGUAAGAGCAAUCGAUCGUUAUGCAAAGGUGUAUCGAAUUGUAGAACCUAAGAGGAAA
Messenger RNA from Gryllus bimaculatus (two-spotted cricket), 372 nucleotides. The record is from the annotation of a GenBank genome assembly. NCBI's taxonomy places the organism in Eukaryota, Metazoa, Arthropoda, Insecta, Orthoptera, Gryllidae.